Molecule: messenger RNA, 3854 nt
Organism: Teleopsis dalmanni
Lineage: Eukaryota; Metazoa; Arthropoda; Insecta; Diptera; Diopsidae
Product: mucin-5AC-like
Exons: 2
Coding region: 552-3575 (1007 amino acids)
Source: RefSeq, a predicted model, not a curated record
UGCAAAAAACCAUAAACAAUAUUUUUAUAUAAAUUAUCAAAGUCUAAAGAAAAACUGGUUAAUACUGAUUGCAUAUCGGGCAAAAAUUUUUCCUAUACUAUAUUUAUACUAUAUUGCAAGCGAAAAAAAAAAACACGUCAACACAUACGUCACAGAAAGCGUCAAUUGAAUUUAUAUCGGUCACACUUACACACACACGCAGAUAAAAUAGCAAUUUGUCAAAAAAAAGUGAUUAGAAAGUUUUAUGAAAGCAACACAGAAAUGUGGAGGAGUGUCUAAAGACGCUGAUAAGACAAUAUAGCAAAUAUUGUAAAUUUUAUGAUGGCUUCUUAAAUUUUACAGUGAGUGAACGUAAAAAACACUAAUAUUUCAUAAGAAAUAAAAAAAUGUUGCUUAACGUCAAAACGUGUAUACCGCCUUAAUGCAACAUUUAAUGUUACUCAUUGAAGAUCACACUUUGACGUCAUACGAAAAGUUUUUGAUUAAUCUUAUUUCUAGUUAAGAAGUAAAUGACGCCAAAGCCAAUUACAGAUUUACGCAUUCAAUGAACCAUGAUGAGUAGUUCAACCUGCAAAGAUGAUAAUUUAAAAUUAAAUGUGAAACCAAAAAAGUGUCCACGAUAUUACGAUCUCAAUAUCCGUGCAAAUAAGAGAGCUAAAACGUACGUCACGUCAAUUAAGUCGAAUAUAAUAACAGCAGUAGCAGCAGCAGCAACAACAACAACAACCACAACAGCAAUAACAGCAACAACAGUAGCACCAAUUACAGCAACAGCAACAGUAACAGCAACAACUAUAGCAACGUCGACAGCAAUAACUGUAGCACCAAUAUUGACAACAAAGUGGAAUAACCUAAACAGUAUGAGCCCUAAAGACACCGAUUCACAUGUUAUAUUGGGGAAUCCAGGCAAAUUAGUAAACUCAACUGUUAUAAUAGCUACUGCUACUACGGCAGCAAUAAAUCCAAUUGCAACAAUAACAGUCACUACACCAACAAUUACAUCAACAACAAUAGAAGAUAUAACGACCUUACCGACCAUAGAAUGCAUGUCUACAAAACACUCUAAAAUUGAGACUGCAACAAUGCCAAAGGCGUCAAUUACAAUGCAUAAUCUAAUCGGGAAAAUGAUAAAUGACGUAAGCAAAUAUGAGAGCAACAAUCCAAUCAGACAACAGGCAACAGUAACAGCACCAAGCACAACAAGUACAAUAGUAAUACCAGCAACAACAGCAACAACUACAACAACAACAGCGACAACAGCAGCAACAACGAGAGAAAUAUUAUCUAAAGCAAUCAAUGUUGGCAGCUGUGUUGAUGGUGGAAUUCUGCCCGUUGAUAUAUGUGAAUUUCCAACUUCCACUCUAACAGCAGCAAUUGACGAUAGCAAAAUAGCAAAUAGAAAUUUGAAGAUUGUAGAAGCAUUAGAGAGAACGAGUACCGUACAACCGCCGGCAAGCUUAGAAGCUAAAAUUGAGGGAGACAUAACAUUGUUGCCUUCGUCGCUGUCGUUAUUAACGUUGUCAUCGUCGUCAUCGCGGUCGUCGCGGUCGUCGUCGCCGUCGUUAUCGUUGCCGUUGCCGUUGUCGUCGAAACAUGUAAAUAAAUUAAUACCAAGCCGAAUAACAACAACAGCAACAGCAACAGCAACAACAAUUACACCAGCAACAGAAACACCAACAACAACAACAAAUACAACAGCACUUUAUUGUCUUGAACAAUCAGUGCUAGCACGAACAUUGCCGACGCUUGCAAUAACCAAAUCAAAAUCAACCGAAAAUAAAUGCCCGUCAGAAGUGCUGACAAAAGUUAGUAAUCAAAAAGAACUUGGAGCGUGCAGUACAAAUUUAUAUUUGCCGUACGAUAAUUUAUCUGCUGAGUAUACAAUACACAAGCAGUUAAUAUCACCAACAACAACAUUAUCAACACAUCGAUGUGAACUACUGGAAUCAGGAGCGAUCCCUAAAGGAUUACAAUCUACAAGCAACGCAGUGAUAAAAGAUACCAGUAUUUUUAGCAACAGAUCUAUAAGUUUAGCCGAUAAGAAAGCAAAAUUAAAAUCAGAUUUUUUUAGUGAAUUCAAUUCAAAUAAACAUUUAAAAAACUCUACGGGUUACCCCUUUACGGAAUCAUCGCAGGGUAUUACCAUACAUAUAAAUUUACCAAGCGCAAGCCCAAGCCCAAGUUUAAGCAAAAGGCGUAAUAUACAAAAUUUACAAUUAAAAAUAUCUAAAACUGAUCAAAAUAAUACGCAGAUAGAAAAUUAUUUUGCAACUUCCCCAACGCAACUAACUACAACAGCAGCAACAACAACAACAACAACAGUAUUACCGUGUAUAGAAGUGCAUGUUAUUGAUACAACAAAUACAACGGAUAUUAUAAACGAGCACUCAUCUUUGGUAGCUCAGCGUAAAUUGGACUUAGAGUGCAAAUUUAGACAACAAAUUAGUAUAAAGGCUUCAACUGCCAAAACUACAGUAACUUCCAAUCGUAAUCUCUUUCCAAGUGUUGAACAAUUAUUACAAAAGUUUGGUACCAGAGGCAGCAUUAAGAUGAUUGUAAAUCCAAAUCAAUUAACCCCAACUAAUGAUAACAAUAUGUUAUCACUAAAAUCAGAUGCAUAUGAGCAAAGACACAGUCCAUUAUCGGAUGAAGGUUGUAAUUUAGGCCAGAGUCCAUAUUCAUCAGAUAAUGAGGAUAACGAAUCAAUUCGUACCACAUCUACUACAAUUGAACGCUCUAAGCGAAAAGAUAAGGUAGCACGUUCAGCAAGCAGUGAUUCAGCUUUAGGUUUAGAUGUUGAUGAUCCUAUGGAUGCCAACGUACCUGCUGCACUACCACCAGCAGAACAAACACAAAAGCGACGUAUGACACUUACUGUAACAGAUUUACCGUUAAGGCCAGCUUUAUUACCUUUGGCAGAGCCUACCACAUUACCGGAUUCACCUACAACGGAGCUGCAACAUUCACUACAGAAUGUACUCGAUAAAACAACAGUACCCAGUAAGGUGUUGUUAGAAGAACGCGUUGUAGAAAUACCUGAAGAUCCUCGUUCACUUGGUUGUUCUCUCUCCAGCUCUCGACGUGAGUCCGCACAAAGUUGUAUAAGCGAUUAUCCAACAAGUGAAAUGGGUGGUGUGCGUUUUGUGCGUACACCUUCUGUUGUCGUUUCUGAUUAUUCUGAUGAUGUUAUGAUCGGCAUCACAUUGGAAGAAAUUGAGUACUUUCGCGCACAUCGCAUGCGACGUCGUCGUUCCUCACUCGAAACCGCCGGCAACGAAAAGGAUGCGGAUGCCAACUCCGAUGUAAGUGCAUCUUCAUCAUGUAGCAAUUUAUAUUAUUGUGGUUCAACAAUUUCUGCACUGGAUGGUGCAGAAUGUUAUGUUAACGGUAUACGUAUGCCAUUAGAACGUAAGAUAAGUGAUUGUUCCACGUGUUCGGCAAGUGGCGGCGAAGAUGACACUUCAUUUACUAUACCAGAACAACCAGAAGAAGAUAAUAUACAACAAAAAGAGAAGGAUUUAGCUGACAUGUUGGCAGCUCAGCAUUUGGGUCCGAAACGUCAAAAAAAGUUUUAAAUACUAUAUGCACUCUAAUACAUGUUUCAUUGAUGACAUCAAUAUAUAUUUGUUAUCAGUAUCCACUUAACGUUUUAACAUUUUCCUUAAUUUUUACAUGAAAUUUUAAGUGUACUUGAGUUGGAUUAAAGUGUACUUAAAGUAAAGUUUUUUUUUUAUAUGAAUGAAAUCCAUAUUAGCAUAGGAAGUGAAGUACUUCACUAGUAGUGAUGCAGAUAUGACAGAUAUGAUAUGAAUGAUAUGUUUAAAUAUUUAAAUAAACUUUUAUACAAAUAGUUA